This is a messenger RNA of Colletotrichum orchidophilum, 3936 nucleotides long. RefSeq names its product fungal specific transcription factor domain-containing protein. The record is from RefSeq and is a predicted model, not a curated record. Lineage: Eukaryota; Fungi; Ascomycota; Sordariomycetes; Glomerellales; Glomerellaceae. The transcript has 14 exons. The coding region runs from base 1 to 3936 and encodes 1311 amino acids. Gene Ontology annotation, biological process: glyoxylate cycle; DNA-templated transcription. Gene Ontology annotation, molecular function: DNA binding; malate synthase activity; zinc ion binding. Gene Ontology annotation, cellular component: cytoplasm; peroxisomal matrix.
AUGUCGAGUAGCAGCUACAGGGGCUCCUUAUCGCCGACCCUAGACCCCUCAUCCAAGGCGAGUCGGCUCUUAUCAGCCCCACACUCUCAAUUGCCGCAGCGACAUCCAUCACAUGAAGACUCUGCAAACUUUCCGGGACGAAACGGGCAGUCUCACAAGGUGACUGAAGCCUCUUCAUCAAGCCGGAAGAGGAGAAGACGCAUCAAAGACGAGGUUGAGGAAGAAGGCGCGAUGCCUCAACAAGCUGCCGCCAAAGCACGGUCCGCGAACGCGUCAGUCACACCUGAACUUGCCCUUCACCCCACCAAACUCCACCGCUGUGACGUGUUUGCCAUGGGGGAGUUUGCCACGCUGACUGCCGGAUUAGAUGCAACACGUGCCGACGACGCAAGAUACGUCUCGGAACUAAGAGCCACAUUGACCCGAUAUGAGGACCAAAUAAAGAAGCUCGCCAAGCAACCACGAUCACAACCUUCGUCACAGGUCAGGGGCGUCUCGACUGGGACAUCAAAUCCAAGUCCACCAGGGAUUGCGCCAUUUGAGCCGACCGGUGAAGUACCGCCUCCGAGUUAUGAACGCGCCCCAGGCCCGCUCUUUGAGCAACGCUUGCGGAGUCUCUUCCAUGAGAACAAUGGCAAAGAUCCAGACUCCCCGGAGAAGGAUGCUCCGGAACAUCUGGAGAAUGAAGAUCCCCGCGAUCUGCCAUUUACCCCUGAAUGGACCUCAACAAAUGAAUUGAUCAAGGGCAUCCCUCACCAGGCCUUUCCCAAAGAGGCCGAGUCUAAUCGUCUGCUAAAUCUCUUUAAUUCCUAUAUGGGAGUCACGCAACACUUUUUAGACCAGCGGACAUUCACAGACAACAUGACAUUACUGUUCAACAGCCAAGCAUCUCGGGCUCGGCAAAUGGACACCCCGUGGUUCACACUGUACCUGUUGGUCAUGGCCAUGGGUAAGUUGAUGGAGGAAGAUCCGCGGGAGGUCCGAGGGCCUCCUGGAGCGUUCUGGUUUGCCGAGGCGAUGAGGCGGCUGCCGCCUCUUCACAGUAUAAGCGAGUACGGCAUCGUUGGACUGGAGAUCCUGUGCCUGGCGACCACUUACUUGCAGUGGAACGACCGGAAGAAUGAUGCAUACUUCUUUGUGGGAACCACAGUACGGCUUGCCCUGACUCUGGGAUGUAAUUUGCCAUUUUCGGAGCAGAAAUGCCUGCCUUCGGAAAGAGCACACAGAAUGAGGGUGUGGUGGACUGUCUACAUGUUGGACCAACGUAUAUCUGCAGGUCUCGGGCGUCCAGCCUCAGUUGAUGACAGGCACCUUUCUUUCGAUCUCCCUGGGCCUUCGCCAGGAUUCGAUUCCCCAGAGCCGCUCAAUGUCAAUGUCAAGAUUGCCCGCACAACCGGAGAAAUCAUGUCAUCAUUGUACAGUCGAGGCGCACUAUCGCAAGCUGAUCUUGUCAGGAAGAUGAGAAACCUACUUCAAUCACUACACGACAUCGGCGGGUCUAUUCCGGCAGAACUUGCUAUAGACUUCAGCAAUAAGCAGUUUGAGGUCACCAGAGCAGGCGCAUCACUCUAUCUCAGGUUGUUCCAGUCAAUCAUCCUCUGCAUUAGACCGAUUCUGCUCCAAAAGGUCAAAGACAAGGUUCAGAAAACGCAGAAGCAAGCCGUGACCUCGGCGAUCUCUCAACUAUGCCUACUCUGCAACGAAUCGGCUUUGAGAAUCAUCCGAAUUCUCAUGGCCAUGCAAAGACAGGAAGAAAUUGCGCCAUUCGCGUUCUUCGACCUGGAUGCCGCAUUCUCCGCCGCCUUUGUCUUGAUCAUGCGCGGCUUCGCACAUAAGCAAGACAGCCAGAAGCCGCCACCACAAGAACUCUUCCAAGCUAUUGAUUUCUUGGAGUAUCUGUCGUCUGCCGGAAACCAGGCGGCAGCGCAGCGUCUCAAGGAUGUCCGGCAGUUCUCUGCACACGUGUGGGCCAAUGUGGUAGCGUUCGAUAAGGACCAUGACGUGCAGAUGGGAGAAUCCGGGGCGUCCCAUGGGGUACCCCAGGUGGGGAACACACCUGGGGCCGGACUACCGGAGCAGUCAGGACCUUCACCGGCCCAACUGCCUUUGACCACGCCGACGCCUAGCUCCUCGGUGCCGUCUUGGGAAGGGGAGAUGUUUGGGGGUCCUGCAGAUACCUAUGGUUCAGACACGUUGUUCGGUCUGAAUCUAGAUGAGAACUUGGAACAAGCCUUUGGCUUAGAAGCAGCGGAGGGCAUUUACAACAGUUUCAACGAUCCAACUCUCCCGCUGACGGGAGUUGAUCAACUAGAUUGGGCCGAGUUGGAGAAGAUGAUGGCACCUGGCGGCGUCUCCAUCCUUGGCGCCGGCAACGAAGCCUCUCGCCGGAUCCUCACCAAGGAAGCCGUCAACUUUCUCGCAAUUUUGCAUCGCAGUUUCGAGCCUACGCGCAAGCACCUCCUCAAACUCCGCCAACAACGUCAAAUAGACACAGAUAAUGGACGCCUGCCAGACUUCCUCCCCGAAACCAAGCAUAUUCGCGAUGACAAGAACUGGAGGGGCGCUCAGCCGGCGCCUGGAUUGGUUGAUCGCAGGGUUGAAAUCACCGGACCCACGGACCGGAAAAUGGUCGUCAACGCCCUCAACUCUGACGUUUGGGCCUACAUGGCUGAUUUUGAAGACUCCAAUGGUCCCACAUGGGACAAUAUGAUCCAAGGCCAGGCCAACCUGUACGAUGCCAUUCGCCGACAAGUCGACUUUAAGCUUGGCGAGAAGGAGUACAAGCUCAGAACUGAUCGCACCCUUCCGACUUUGAUCGCCCGCACGCGCGGAUGGCACUUGGAUGAGAAGCAUUUCACUGUGGACGGAGAGCCCAUAUCCGGAGCCCUCUUUGAUUUUGGGCUGUACUUUUUCCACAACGCCAAGGAGCUGAUUUCCCGCGGCGCCGGUCCCUAUUUCUACUUGCCCAAGAUGGAGUCGCAUCUCGAGGCAAGGUUAUGGAACGACGUCUUCAACAUGUCACAGGAUUACAUCGGUAUUCCGCGGGGCACGAUCCGCGCCACGGUAUUGAUUGAGACGAUCAGCGCCGUAUUUGAAAUGGACGAGAUCAUCUACGAGCUGAGAGACCAUAGCUCAGGCCUCAACUGCGGCAGAUGGGACUACAUCUUCACCUUUGUCAAGCGCUUCCGCAACCGCCCCGGCUUCAUCCUCCCCGACCGCUCAGACGUCUCCAUGACCGUUCCCUUCAUGGACGCCUACGUUAAGCUUCUCAUCAGCACGUGUCACGCCCGCGGCGUCCACGCAAUGGGCGGCAUGGCUGCCCUCAUCCCGCGCAAGGACGACCCGGCCGCGAACGCAAAGGCCAUGGACAGCGUGCGCGCCGACAAGCUCCGCGAGGUAAAGGCGGGACACGACGGUACCUGGGUCGCCCACCCGGCGCUGGCGUCGAUUGCGUCCGAGAUCUUCAACGAGCACAUGCCGACCGCAAACCAGAUCUUCAAGCGGCCCGAGGCGAACGUCACCCGCGACGAUUUGAUCAACUCUGUUGUACCCGGAAAGAUUACCGAUGAGGGUGUGAGGAAGAACUUGCACAUUACUUUGGCUUAUAUGGAAGGCUGGCUUCGCGGUGUGGGCUGCAGUGCCAUCAACUACCUCAUGGAGGAUGCCGCCACGGCCGAGGUGUCUCGCUCACAAUUGUGGUACUGGGUGCACCACGGCGUCAGCACCGCCGAAGGCACAAAACUCGACAAGACAACGGUGCUCGGCGUCCUCGACGACGUCACUAAAGAACUGCUCAAGUCUGCACCGGCGAAUAACAAGUUCGAGUUGGCGGCCAAGUACCUGCGGCCACAAGUCACGGGCGAAGACUACGCCGACUUCCUUACAACGCUACUCUAUGACGAGAUCACUUCAGUCGGGCCAUCAUGGAAACUUUGA